Messenger RNA from Heterocephalus glaber (naked mole-rat), 1359 nucleotides. Lineage: Eukaryota; Metazoa; Chordata; Mammalia; Rodentia; Bathyergidae. The record is from RefSeq and is a predicted model, not a curated record.
GGCGGGUAGAAGCAUCAACAGGGACAGCUGGCAUUGCCUCCCUCCCCCAUCUCAUGUGGCUGCCGGGGAUUUAGGUCAGAAGACUGCAGUGGGGGAUGGGGAAGUCAGCCUUCACCCCUGCACUAGGCAAAGGCAUCCAGCCCUGCCCCCUCUAGCCUUGGGUCAAGGCAAGUGGCGUUGCCUCGGCAACUCAGUGACGUCAGAGGCCGGGUAAUGAUGUAACGCUACGGCCUCACCGAGGAACACGUUGUCCCUGCGAGUUAUUUGUGGGAACGCGGGCUGGAAUGGGGGGAAUCCUGCUACAGUCUAGUCCCAGAGGCCGCCACCUGCAUGGCCUGGACUCCACAUUUUCCUCUGGCGCCAAGGCCCCUUGAAGAUCUCAGAGGCUGCUACGGUGUGAUCCUUAACGCUGUCCCGUCCUGGGUCCCCAACCCCAGUUCCUCCAAGACACCGGAGUUCCCGGGAAAUUUUCGGAGGACGGAGCCACUACCUUUGUUAGGUUUACGGUCCAGGCUACCCCGCUGCCAGGAGGUGCUCCCAGCUCCAGCCUGGACCCCCCCCCCCCCCGCGAAACUCACCGGAUCAGCCAGGCCGUCGAAGGGCACCAGGUCUCAGCGGCCACGACGCUCCACAGAUAGGGUCCCGGCCAUACAGGUGCGGCAGAAGCUGUUUGAGGAAAGCACGCCCUUGGAGGCCGAUGCUCCUCUCCGGGUGGGAACGGGCGCAGUCGAUGAGCGCGAUCCGGGUUUCAGACCUCGCUGUCCAAAGUCGGGAGAUUUCUCCGCUCAGCAGGGGUCGCGUUCACCCGGGCCGCGGGUCGCGCUGGCGUUCAGGCUGCGCAUCCUCGCCCGAGCCUGUGCUCGCCGUGUCCGGCGGGAGGCGCUGCGCCUCUCCUCUGGGCUCCGCUCAAGGCUGCAGCUCGGCCCGCGCCGCUCCCAGGGCGCCCUCUCCGUCCGCGCUGGGAGCCCGGCGGCCGCGGCCCCUCUCGUCAGCCCCAGCUGCAGUCUGUCUUUGUUGCCUCCUCUCGCCCGCCCGCCCGUGGCUUGCAGCCUUCAGGUUUGCUCGGGGGUGGGGUGUCUUCCUCUCCGGGGAUUGCACGCACCUGCAGCGGGCCCGGCUUCUAGCCGGGCUUGCACCAGCCCCCGCAGGUUGCAAAGAGCAGAGGCGAGAAUGCACCGGCCCCUCCUCCCGCUCGGAGCCCAGGGUGUGGGGGGAGGGGAAGCCGGCGAGCAGCAGCGGCGGCGGCGACGGCGGAGGCUCGGAUGCAGCCCCGGGGGCCUCGGCGCUGAGGAACUGCAGGUCCAGGUGGCGCAGGACGGACGCAGGAAUGGCCCGGGAGACUGUGCACCCGGCGUGUGA